This is a messenger RNA of Spea bombifrons (plains spadefoot toad), 6798 nucleotides long. It is a transcript of the gene FREM1, whose product is annotated as FRAS1 related extracellular matrix 1. Bases 236 to 6778 code for a protein of 2180 amino acids. Lineage: Eukaryota; Metazoa; Chordata; Amphibia; Anura; Pelobatidae. The record is from RefSeq and is a predicted model, not a curated record. Gene Ontology annotation, biological process: cell communication. The transcript has 36 exons. Gene Ontology annotation, cellular component: membrane.
AAAAUCCCAAGAAGCACGUUAAUAUCUGGCGUUGUCAGGAUUGUUCAACGACUUUUGAUUAAAGUACCAAACUUUGUGAAAGAGCUUGUUGUGUGCGCAUUGGAGACAAAAGAACCGCUCUCACCGUUACUCAACGGAGGACUAAAACCUGUGUUGCAUGGAUGCAUCGAAUGGAAGGGUAAAAACAUUAUCUGUUGCCGGAUGACCCACUUUUGAAAAGUUUCCAGCGGACAAAAUGAGCUUCUUUUUAGGUUGCCGCUUGUAUCCAUGUCUUGCGUUGUCACUGCUCAUACUGAGGGAUGUCAACUCAACCUUCAUCAGAAAAAACCAGGGACUGACUGUGAUGAAAGGGCAGAGUGCGUUCCUGUCAGAGGAAGACCUGCAGUUUUCCAUUCCAAAGGAGAAAGAUUCCUGCAAAGUGGAAGUAAUUGCCAAUGAGCCAAUAACACAGAGGGUUGGGAUAUUAUCCCCUCAGGUAUUUGACUGUCAUUUUCUGCCUAAUGAAGUCCAGUACACUCAUAAUGGAUGCCCAAUUUUAGAUGAAGAUGAAGUCAUGCUAAGACUCUACAGGUUUACAGAAAAUGAGACAUUCACAGAAACAUUUGUACUAAGAGUAAAGUUGGUGGAACCCGACUGCAACAUCAUAAAACUUGGCCCCAAGCAGCUGGAAGUUCGGGAAUUUUAUGGCCUCUCCAAUAUAAUUGAUAAGAACAUACUGAGCUUUGAUUAUAGCAAGAGGGUCAACCUUGAAUGUACUGUAAGAGUGUCAUCUUCAGAAUCCAAACUUCCGACCCACGGUCAGCUUGUUACUGGAGACGCAGCGAAAGAACAACCACGUGGGGAUCAACCUGAAAGUUUUUUCCAUGGAUCCAAUCAAAAGCCAAGCCCUCUCUGCAAGCGGGGCGACUGCAUACCAGGGCUUAAGAAGGUUGGGAUUGUUCUAAAGACUAGCUGUGAGGAAUUCCUUUUAAUGGGAAUCAGAUACCAGCACCUGGACCCUCCUUCACCUAACAUAGAUUAUAUCAGCAUCCAACUGGACCUUACCGACACCCGGAGUAAAUCUUUGUAUAAGUCGGAAUAUGCAUGGAUUCCAGUCCACAUUCGAGAUGCUGUUCCCAAUCAGAUCCCCAAAGCCGCCUUUAUGUCAAUGUUCAUAUUAGAAGUGGAUCAGUUCAUUCUGACUCCAAUGACAACAGCAGCUGUGGAUGCUGAGGACAGCGAAACCCCCAAGCCUCUGCUGGUUUUUAACAUCACAGAACCACCGGCUCAAGGCUUCUUUACACAUUUGUCUGAUCACACCAAGCGUAUCACUUCUUUCACAUGGAAAGAUCUCAAUGACAUGUUAAUAGCGUAUCAGCCCCCGAACAGCAGCCACACAGAGCGAAGAAAUUUGGAGGCGGAGUUUGAAGUUCAUGAUUUCUUUUUCGAAAGGAGUUCCCCCAUUACACUCCAUAUAUCAAUCAGAACUGCUGACACAAAUGCCCCUAGGGUAUCCUGGAAUAUGGGUCUUGAUCUUUUAGAAGGCCAGUCUCGACCAAUCACAUGGGAACAACUUCAGAUUGUUGACAAUGACAACAUUGGUGCAGUCCGCUUGGUGAUCGUCGAUGGUUUGCAGCAUGGACGUAUAACUCUAAGGGGAGGGAAAGGAUUCAUAUUCACCAUUAAAGAUAUACAGGCUGGAGUCGUCUGUUAUCAUCACGAUGACAGUGAUACCACUAAGGAUUUUGUAGUCUUUAGGAUAUUUGACGGGCACCACAGCAUCCGCCACAAGUUCCCAAUUAACAUCCUUCCUAAAGAUGAUAGCCCUCCAUUCCUAAUUACCAACAUUGUCAUUGAGCUGUUUGAGGGCCAAACUGUACUUAUCCAAGGUUCAAUGCUCCGUGCUUCCGAUAUGGACUCCAGUGAUGAUUAUAUACGAUUUAACAUUACCAAGCCAUCCCUGGCUGGGGAGAUAGUGAAAAAACCAGGACAAAACCUCAUAGCAUAUCCUGUCGCAAGCUUCCUACAACGAGACCUAUACAACGGCAUUAUUUAUUACCGCCACCUUGGAGGCGAAGUGUUUGAAGAUUCCUUUGAGUUUGUUCUCUCUGACAGUCAUGAUCCUCCAAAUCUAUCUGGGCCUCAGACUGUAAUUAUACAUAUCAACCCUGUGGAUGACCAACUUCCCAAGGAAGCUCCUGGAACUGUGAGACAUCUGAUCGUUAAGGAAACUGAGAUUGCUUUUAUCACAAAGAAACAUCUGCAUUUCAUAGACACAGAGUCCCCAGAAAGAGAAUUAAUCUAUACCGUCACGACGCCACCCUGUCACGUAUCUUUAAACAGCAACCUAGACUCUGGGAAAAUAGUUUUAGCGGAGAAUCUUCAUAAAGAAGAGAAGGAUCACACAGCAAUAAUGGCAACAACAUUCUCUCAACAUGCUGUGAGCCACAUGAAGGUUGCUUAUAUGCCUCCAAUGGAAGACAUAGGCCCGAACCCUCAACAUAUCCAAUUUGUUUUGUCUGUCAGUAACCAGCAUGGGGGUACCUUACACGGCAUCUGUUUUAAUAUCACUAUACUUCCUGAGGAUAAUAGUCCUCCACAGGUAUUUACCAAUGACUUGAUAGUUGAAGAAGGCAGUAGUAGUCCAAUUACACCAGACAGUAUCCAAAUCAGUGAUAAAGACACACAACAGGAUAAACUCCACGUCGUUCUGCACAAGGCUCCUUUGCAUGGUGUUGUGAAGCUGGAUGGAUCUUCCAUGGAUGUAGAAGAUCGAUUUACCUGUCAGGACCUCAGCACAUUAAAAGUUAGGUACCAGCAUGAUGGCUCAGAGACUCUUCUGGAUCAGAUUAUAUUUAUAGCUACAGAUGGCGUCAGUUCUACUCAGUUUAUCCUAAAUGUCCAGGUUUCCCCAGUCAACGAUGAACCACCAGUUAUCAAUGCAAACCUCCUGCCUGCCAUAUUUUGUUCAGAAGGAGACAAAGUGAUCAUUUCGGCUGAAUAUAUCUAUGCUACAGAUGCAGAUAGUGAUGACUUGAAGCUGGUAUUUAUGAUUGCUCGUCAGCCCCAUUAUGGCAUUGUUCAAAAAGAUGGAAUUGUUGUAGACCGUUUCUCGCAGAGUGAUGUCCUUGCAGGAACAGUGAUCUACAAACAUACCAGUGGUGAAGUUGGACUGAGCCCUUGCUUUGACAUUAUAACCCUUAUUAUCUCCGAUGCUGAGGCUGAUACAGAGGUGAAACCCUGCUGUUAUAAUGGGCCUCAUCUUCCCCUGUUACCAAAUCAUGACUCCUUUCCUGUUUAUGAUCUAAAUAUCACUGUUUUUCCAGUGGAUAACCAGCCACCAUCUAUUUUAAUAGGUGAAAUAUUUGUAGUGGACGAGGGAGGAUCGGCUGCCAUCACACCAAAUCACCUUAAUGCAACAGACCCCGACACCAGCAUUGCUACCUUACAGUUCAUAUUGGCGUCUCCUCCCAGAUAUGGUUACAUUGAAAACAUUCUCCCUACUCCAGGAUUUGAGAAAAGCAAUAUGGGCAUAAGCAUCGACUCAUUUCUUCUCAAGGACAUAAUGUCAUUAAAGAUUAACUAUGUGCAGUCUAGACAUGAAAGGAUUGAACCAACCACUGACCAGUUUACGCUGUAUGUCACUGAUGGAAAACAUCGAUCCGUAGAGAAACCAUUUUAUGUCAUAAUCAAGCCAACAAAUGAUGAAGUGCCAGAAUUUAUGGCCAGAAACAUUACAGUUGUAGAAGGCCAGACGAGACAGCUUGAUCCCUCUGUGAUAAAUGUGUCUGACAUGGACAUGCCACAGAAUCAUUUAGUAUUUACUAUUACAGAGCAUCCCCAUCAUGGAUUAAUCAUGGAAGAAGUAAAUGCCAAGGACCACAUGAACGUCAGUGAGAUAAUUAAUAGUCAUCAGAAUCACCACCUGCCUACAAUACAAGAUUUUUCAAUGGAUCUUCUAAAAAAUGGUAUGAAGUUGAUAUAUAUGCAUGACGACUCUGAAAACCUCGCUGAUAGGUUUACAAUCCAGUUAUCUGAUGGAAAACAUAAGGUCAAAAGAACCAUAUUUGUGAACAUUAUUGCUGUUAAUGAUGAACAACCAGUGAUGGCCAGGCAGUGUGAUGUUGUGUUAAGCAUGGGGGAACACUACAUUAUUUCUAGUGCUGUGCUGUCAGCUGAAGACAAGGAUACUCCGAGAAGCCAUAUUUAUUAUAUAAUUGACAGGAAUCCUGAACAAGGACAGCUUCAGAUGAAGAUACAUCAGGACUGGGUGGACAUACAGACCGGAAUGAAAUGCACGCAGGAGGAUAUUGAUAUGAACCUGGUUAGAUAUGUUCACACAGGAUCUAUUGGUUCUAACACGCAAGACAGUUUUACUUUCCACCUGUGGGAUGGGAAUAACCGGUCACCAGAGAUGCACUUUAAUAUUAUGUUUAAAGAUAUGGAAAAGGGAGAUAUUGCCGUUUUUGUGAAAACCCUUAAUGUUUCAAAAGGAGAUCGAGCCAUCUUAAGUACCAAUGUCCUACUGGCCACAGAUGGCACUGAUAAACCUGAGGAGCUGCUGUAUGUUCUCUCUUCUCCACCUCAGUAUGGACAGCUUGAAUAUGUCAACCACCCUGGAAUUCCAACAACAAGCUUCAGUCAGAUGGAUGUAACCGCACAGACAGUCUGCUAUGUCCACAACAGCAAGGCUGCAGCAGCUGCUGAUAGCUUCAAAUUCCUUGUCAGCAAUGGGCUGCGAACAAAGCACGGGACCAUGAACAUUGCGCUGGAGGCAGUAGACAGAGCUCUUCCAACACUGUCUAGAAACCUGGGCCUAAGGCUAAUCAAAGGAUCCCUGGCACCAAUCACUCCCAGCACUCUCCAAGCCAGAGACCCAGAUACACCAACACAGAAUAUUACAUAUCUACUGGUGGGACUUCCUCAGUAUGGUCAACUCUAUCUACAGGACAUGCCUCUGAACCAGAAUCACUUCACCCAAAAAGACAUUGACCGAAUGGAUAUUGCUUACAGACACGGAGGACAAGAUGCUCAAAUCGACAGGUUUACCUUUGUUCUUACAGAUAAAACAAAUCAAGGCUUUAUCAUUGAUGGGAAGGUGCAGUCUGAACCAGUGUCCUUUGUGAUACAGGUGGACCUACUGGAUGUCACACCUCCCAGAAUUCUCCAUCUUCACUGCUCUACCAAGGUAGAACACCUUAGGAAUAGUCAAUAUGGAAUUUAUAUAACCUCACGGGACCUGAAGACAUCUGAUGCAGGCACCACGGAUGAUAAGAUUACUUUUAAAAUUCUGAGUGGCCCUCACUAUAGCUACUUGGAAAACACUACCACAGGCGGUUUCAUCCGAGAACGAUUUACUCAAAAGGAUUUGAACAGUAAAUCAAUAUUAUAUAUAAUAAAUCCAUCGCUGGAUGUUUACCACGACACUGUGGAGUUUGAAGUUUCAGAUCCCGUUGGAAAUCGGGCUGCUCCUCAGACCUUAGAAUUGAAAUGGUCUUUAAUUGAACUGCUCCAGGCCACAUAUGAGGUGUGUGAAACAGAGGCAAUGGUUUCUCUGAAAAUCACAAGAAGAGGUUACCCUGUGGACUCUGCUUUCAUUUCACUCAAGGUGAAUGAAAUAAGUGCUAUGGAUGGGAAAGAUUUUUCAACAAGUUCAUCCAGGCUUUUACAGUUUGACCCAGGAGUGUCAACCAAGAUUUGGAAUAUAGCAAUUACCCAGGAUGGAUUAGAAGAAGACGAUGAGAUCUUUGAAGUGGUUCUGAACUCUCCCAUGAAUGCUGUUCUUGGCACCAACACAAAAGCUGUAGUGAAAAUUGUGGACCCCAGAGGAGGUACCUGCAAGCUACUUGGCAUGUCCAGUUCACAAAGAGAAGAGAUUAGUAAAACAGGAGCCACAAACUGUACUGUGCUACCAUUACGCAAACCCUGCAGGACAGGUUUAGAAGAACCUGCAUUAGCAUCGAUAAAGGAAACAAGGGAAGACAUUUCGGAAUAUUCUAUCUCAUCACAGCGUCCAAUCAGAAGGCUCAGGCUCCAUGGAAACAGAAAAAUAGUAAAACCUUCAUCUGUCUUCAGGAAUGGAACUGAUACGGUUUAUCAAUACCAUGGGAUUAUGUCGCUCAGAGUUGAAGAAGACAACCCGUCACUCAGUAUAUCCAAAACUGCCAAAAUAUUGGUGACCAACCAUGGGCAAACAAAAGCAAUUCCAGAUAAAAAUAAAGAGAUCUUGCAGUCAGACAGAGCCAUGGGGACAUACGAUGAUCCAGCUGAUAGUAAGAGACAAAGGAUUCAGUUUCCUAAGAAGUGUUCCUCGAAUUUAAAAGGAUUAUUGCAUUUUGAUGAGAAGGCUCAGCAGCUAUUCCAAUGUGAUGGGGUGUCAUGGAAUGCCUGGUCCACCACAGUUAAGGCAACAAAAUGCCCAUUUGGCUGGACUCCACACGAUAGCAGCUGUUAUAUACUCAUCACUGAGCAGAAGGCCACGUGGGUUACAGCAGCAAGAGCCUGUCGAGAACAGCACCAUGCAACUCUUGUAGAGAUAUUCAGUAAAAAGCAAAUGGAUUGGCUAUGGAAUUUCAGUGGCAGAACUUCUUUUUGGACAGGCCUUAAUGACAGAAUACUUCCUGGUAGAUGGGAGUGGAACAGUGGUGAGAAAGUCAUCUUCACCAACUGGAAAAGAGGUCCUCCUCGUUUGUCAAAAAAAGGGAAGAAUUGUGCUUUGGUGCAAAAGAGAGGGAAAUGGCAGGCAAAAGACUGUAUGAAGGGCAAGGGUCAUAAUUAUAUAUGUGCAAAAAAGUUGUAAUAUAGUAUUUCCAUGUUAUG